Molecule: messenger RNA, 1830 nt
Organism: Oldenlandia corymbosa var. corymbosa
Lineage: Eukaryota; Viridiplantae; Streptophyta; Magnoliopsida; Gentianales; Rubiaceae
Source: the annotation of a GenBank genome assembly
AUGAGUUUUCAGGAUUUGGAAUCGGGUCGGGCUAAUGGGGCGAGGAGAGGGUUUGGGAAUGGGAAACAGGAUCCGAGCCCAACCCAAGCUGUUGCUUCAGGGAUUUUUCAGAUCAACACGGCGGUCUCCACCUUUCAGAGGCUAGUUAACACCCUCGGAACCCCUAAAGAUACGCCCGAGCUGCGGGAGAAGCUGCACAAAACAAGGCUGCAUAUUGGACAGUUAGUCAAGGAUACCUCAGCUAAACUCAAACAAGCAAGUGAGAUUGACCAUCGUGUUGAAGUCAGUGCUAGCAAAAAAAUUACAGAUGCAAAGCUUGCUAAAGAUUUCCAGGCAGUUUUGAAAGAGUUUCAGAAGGCUCAACGGUUAGCCGCUGAGAGGGAGACAGCAUAUACUCCAUUUGUUCCUCAAGCAGCACUAUCAUCUAGUGAGACUGAAGUGAGUUUGGAGCAGGCGCCAGAACAGCGGCAGCUUCUAGCAGAAUCUAGAAGACAGGAGGUUCUAUUGUUGGAUAAUGAGAUUGCAUUCAAUGAGGCCAUUAUAGAGGAACGGGAUCAGGGUAUACAAGAAAUACAACAACAAAUUGGUGAAGUGAAUGACAUCUUUAAAGAUCUUGCUGUACUGGUUCAUGAACAAGGAACUAUGAUUGAUGAUAUUGGUUCGCACAUUGAGAAUUCUCAUGCGGCAACUGGUCAAGGUAGAUCACAACUCGCAAAGGCAGCAAAGACUCAAAGAUCAAAUUCGUCCCUGACCUGCUUACUUUUGGUAAUCUUCGGGAUUGUGCUUCUUAUUGUGAUCAUACUGAUUGGCAUUCUUUUCAUUCUUUUUCAUAUAAAGAUGAUGAAAACAAAAGCUCAGCCGAUAUCCUCCUGCGUUUCACUACUGUUGAUCAAUGGUGGGAUGAUCCCAGCUUCAAUUGCCAUUGACUUGUUAGUGUGGUUCAGGCAAAGAUUGAACGAUGCACUGACUGCAUCUUUUUUCUCGCGAAUCGUCUCGCUUUUUAGUAGUAGUAUCAAUGGUGGGAUGCCAUUCAACUCCCCUAUCUUCACUUUGUUCUCAUCCAGCAUUGAUAAGCUGAACAAUGCUGCUGCUGAGUUCUCCUUUCCACCAACAGAUUCGUUUUCUAUAAUGUCGAUUAUAGCCGGGAUUGGUUCUUAUUUGGAGAUCAACUUCUUGUUUGAUUCAUCAAUGGACAAUCCCACCUCAAAAAGGUUCCAAAAUGGGAGAAAAGUAUCAAUGAAAGAAACCAGUAACAAUGUGCGUAAUAUACCAAGAAAGACCAAUAUGUUUGGUCAUGAUAAAAUAAAAAUUUAUUUGUGGAAAAAAAUAAAACUAAAAGCGUUUGUGUUAAACUUGGGUCAAGUUGGAUACUAUAAACCCGCCUCCGGAAUCCGAACUGAAUUGCUCCUCACGACACCAUAUAUACGAGAAAAUCCCUUCUCCCGCCCCUUUUCGCUCCUCGCCGUCGCCGCCGCCGUCGCCGCCGCCGCCGCCGCCGUCCCCUUCCCGGCUCCCGCCUCCGGCGCCACUCCUUAUCAUAAUUCUAAUCUUGAAGGCCGCUGUCUUCAGCCGAGAGAGAUUGACCGCGUCCAAUUCUGCAUCGAAAACCCUGUAUUCCCAGUUAUUGGCCUGUGUUUGCGAGUUAAACUCAUGCGAUCUUUGCCUUCACGCUUUAAGGUGGAUAUUAGAGUAGCACCUGGAACUCAUGCAACUGAGGCUGCAGUAAAUAAACAGCUGAAUGAUAAAGAAAGAGUAGCUGCAGCUUUGGAAAGUCCUAACCUUUCGAGUAUGGUGGAAGAUUGCCUUGCUCCGACUCAUCAUGAUUAUUGA